AUGGAGGCUCUCAAGUCACGAUUUCCCGACCUCAAGUUUGCGCCCCUCGUCGACCCAAACAGCCAUCCCCAUUACCUCUACAGCCCUUUCAACCCCUCCACGCAGGUCCUCAAGGCGGGACAUGCCAAGGAUCCCGGCCGCCGCCCCUUUGACGUGGACACGGUAUUCGAAAAAGAUGUCGCUGUGGAAAUGAGGGACAAGGUCAAGCUCUACACGGAUGUGUUUCGAGCCACGAGUUCAGAUGAUAGCAAUGGAAAAGUCCCUGCCCUGAUUCAAUGGAGUCCGUACGGCAAAAGUGGAGGUGCCCAAACCUAUGAUGUUAUGGGCCCGUUCCGCUGUGGUGUCCCCUUGGACAAAACAUCCGGGUAUGAGAAAUUCGAGGCCUUGGAUCCCGCAGAGUGGUGCACCAGGGGCUAUGCCAUUAUCAACAUUGAUGCCAGAGGCGCGGGAGACUCGGAAGGAGAUAUUGUUUUCUGGGGAGAACAAGAGGCAAUGGACAUGUACGACACGGUCGAGUGGGCCUCCAAGCAGCCAUGGUGCAACGGCUCCGUCGCUUUCGCCGGCAACUCGUGGCUCGCUAUAGCCCAAAUCAACCUUGCGUCGAGGUUCAGCCACCCCGCUCUCAAGGCACUCGCGCCCAUGGAGGCCAUGACGGAUCCUUACCGAGACCAAAUGGGGCGAGGUGGUAUUCCUCGUGCGCCUUUUAUGCGGAUGAUUAGUGCUGGACUUGCCGGAAAGGGUGGGAUUGAAGACGCUGCGUCUUACCUGGAGAAGAAUCCAUUGUUUGAUGACUACUGGGCCACAAAGGUGAUUCACGUGGAGAAUAUCGACGUGCCGCUCUACCUUACUGCGUCAUUUUCCACGGGCAUACAUUCUCGGGGCUCAUUUGAGACUUUUCAACGAGCCAAGACUCCUCUCAAGUGGCUUAGAGUGCACCCUUAUCAAGAAUGGUCGGAUCUUUAUCGACCUGAGAUCAAUGACGAACUGCAGUCCUUUUUCGACAAGUACUGCAAGGGGGUCGACAACGACUGGGAGACUACACCCAAGUUUCGACUCUCGUUGCUCGGGUUUGGAGAAAGCCCGGCCAAGACCAUUGUCGAGCGCCCCGAGAAGAGCUGGCCAGUUCCUGGCACGGAGCUCCGCACCUACUUUCUCGACGCAGACUCGCACUCCUUGUCCUCCUCGAGGCCCGAGAAGGAGUCCGUCACGAGCCAUGAUGCGCAUCACUUGACGGACAGCUCCAACUUUUCUGUGCACUUUGACACUUAUACUGAACUCGCCGGAUAUCCCACUGCCAAGCUUUGGAUGUCCUGUGACGAGCACGAUGACAUGGAUGUCCACGUUCAGAUUCAAAAGAUUGCAAAGGAUGGCAGUACGCUCAAGAGUCUCAACUACGAGUGUCCCGUGCCAGAGCCGCAAGUCCCAGACACAAAUGUCGCCAAGUUCCUUGGACCAGAUGGCAUGCUCCGGGCGAGUCACCGAGUGUCCAAGGUAGUGGUGGACGGCACCGUGCAGUACACGCACGAAAAGGCUGAAAAGAUUACCCCAGGUCAAAUUGUGGAGUUGGAAAUUCCUCUGUGGCCGAUCGGAAUGGUCUUUGAGGCUGGCGAGGGAAUCUUGUUGCGAGUUGCCGGGCAUGACCUUCGCCUGCCCGAGGUGGAGUUGUUAAGGACAAAUGUUCCAGUGGAUGAAAACAAGGGACGGCAUAAAAUCCAUACUGGAGGCAAGUGGGAAAGCUCCUUGGUGGUGCCCGUGAUUGCAGAGAGCAAACGGGAUUGA
This is a messenger RNA of Pestalotiopsis fici W106-1, 1779 nucleotides long. RefSeq lists its product as uncharacterized. Gene Ontology annotation, molecular function: dipeptidyl-peptidase activity. Bases 1 to 1779 code for a protein of 592 amino acids. NCBI's taxonomy places the organism in Eukaryota, Fungi, Ascomycota, Sordariomycetes, Amphisphaeriales, Sporocadaceae. The transcript is spliced from 5 exons. The record is from RefSeq and is a predicted model, not a curated record.